This is a messenger RNA of Cordyceps fumosorosea ARSEF 2679, 1995 nucleotides long. RefSeq names its product Zinc finger, FYVE-type. The coding region runs from base 1 to 1995 and encodes 664 amino acids. The transcript is spliced from 3 exons. The record is from RefSeq and is a predicted model, not a curated record. NCBI's taxonomy places the organism in Eukaryota, Fungi, Ascomycota, Sordariomycetes, Hypocreales, Cordycipitaceae. Gene Ontology annotation, molecular function: metal ion binding.
AUGUCCGGCCGGAAGCUCGGAGGCGGUCGCAUCCUGGGCAGCGGCAAGGGCCUUGCGCCGCCACCCGCUGCCCCUCGUGCUUCCAGCCCGCUGGCACCGUCCGAUAGCACCGUCUCGAUCAGCUCCUCGUCAUUGUCACCGCCUGUCAGCGGAAGCCUGACGGACCUCGGACAGGAUAUCGGAUCCAGCAUCAGCGUGGGCGCACAGCCCAAAGCCGGGCUAUCCAGCGACGGAGGCCUUGUCUGUCCGAUCUGCACCGAGGAGAUGGUCACUCUACUACAACUAAACCGACACAUUGACGAUACCCAUCAAGAACUUCCUGCCGAGGAACAGGACGAAGUCAAGACGUGGUUCGACAAGCAGGUCCAAAAGGCGAAACGCUUUCAACCCCUGUCCCUGAUCAACCAGAAGCUUCGCGGGCUGGAGGUGUUUGAAUCAAACGAGUCGGGCCAACCCCAGCUUCAAGUUCCAUCUCAUGCUCCCGCAAAAUCACAGGAAAUCCAUCUCGAUCCUGAGGAGCUCAUCACCAGGACCCAUUGGCAACGGCCAACAGGCCACGAUCGGUGUACCGACCCAACAUGUGCCAAGAACCUUGGUCCCAUGAACGGCAGCAUCAACUGCCGAAAUUGCGGCCGGUUAUUCUGCGAGGAACAUACAAUGUACCAAAUGAAGCUCAGCCGCAGUGCAAACCACGAACCCGUUCGCGGCGUAUGGGCCCGAGUUUGCGAGACCUGUUACAAGUCAAGAGAUGGCUACAACGACCAUACGGGCGUCUCUAAAGACCACACAAGCGCAUUUACAGAAAUACGGAGAAAGCGCGUUGAACGGCAGAAGCUUGAUGUUUCACGGCUGGAGAAGCGACUGACGAAACUCACGAGAUUAUUAAUCGACCAACCGGAGAAAUCAACGGGCUCUCUGUUAUCACCGGUAAGCCAAUUGACGGGCCAUAACAACCAACGAAAGGCAAUUGAACAAUCUGUCGUGCCAUGGGAGGACGAUGAAUCAGUAUUAAAGUGCCCAUUCUGCCAACAAGAAUUUGGCACCUGGACGUUUAGAAGACAUCACUGCCGCAUAUGCGGUCGAGUGGUAUGCGCAGACUUGCAGACGGGCUGCUCCUCCGAAGUCAGUCUCGACGUUACGCCGCCCUCACAUCUGCCUACAGAGAAACCGCCUCCCACGACGGGCCUCGUCAAGGUCGAUAUACGUAUGUGUCAGGACUGCAACCACACGCUAUUCUCCGGCAGGGACUUCCAGGCUUCUCUACAAUUGAAGCCCACAGAUCAAAGAGCAUACGAGACGCUACGGCAAUUUGAGAGAGGUAUCCGCCAACUACUACCCUCGUUCCAUCGCGUUCUAUUGGCACUGCAACCAGACAAACUGGAAAACGGGGAGCUCGAUUUGACUAAACCGCCACCGACACGAGCGCAGAUUCAAGAAGCAGGCAAAAUUCGGAAACGUCUCAUUGACAGUUUCGGCAAAUACGGCAUUGCAGCGAAGCGCAUCAGAGACCUGCCAACCCAGAGCCCGACACAGCAACGAUUACAGACGGCCAUUUACACGUAUGCGAGCAGCUUCCUGCACACCAACAUGCUCCCACUCAAGAGCCUGCCUCAGCUUCUGCGCAACCAGUCGUCUCGCUCCACCCCCAGGUCCGCCACGCACCUCUCGGUGCACUCUAGCUCGUCGGGCCUGCGCUACACGGAGCUUGCCGAGUCCGACACGGCCUCGCAGGCGGCGAGCGAGGUGAGCACCGUCGUCAGCCAGCUAGAGACGGAGGAGAAGGGCCUGCGCGAGGGACUCGCCGUCCUGGAGGAGCAGCGCUUCAUGGUCGAGGAGAUGCUACGCGCGGCUACGCGCGCGCGUCGCUUCGAGGAGAUUUCCGUUCUGAACCGCAACAUGGAUGAGCUGGAAGCGGAGAUCAAGGCCCUCAAGGGCAAGAUUACGACCGUGGAGGCCAGGUGGGAGGGUGUAUACCGAGAUGGAGUGACCUCUUGA